Emericellopsis cladophorae is the source of this 819-nucleotide messenger RNA. RefSeq names its product methyltransferase. The record is from RefSeq and is a predicted model, not a curated record. The coding region runs from base 1 to 819 and encodes 272 amino acids. Gene Ontology annotation, molecular function: oxidoreductase activity. The transcript has a single exon. Lineage: Eukaryota; Fungi; Ascomycota; Sordariomycetes; Hypocreales; Bionectriaceae.
AUGACUGUCAAGAAACACCAUGUGGCCUCAAAGCUCAAAUACUGGGACGACCCAGGGGACGGCUCCAAGCCCACGCCCAUUUUCAUCGGCAAAGGUCACAUCACCAACAAGCGACCUCACAAGGAGCAUGAAUUCACGAUAUCCGACGUCAGCGGCGAUGAGGUCCAGUACACUCUAAACAGUCACGGAUUCCAGUGGUGCGAGCACGCAAGCUGCGAAGACAUGUUCACAGACGACGAGCGCAUCAAGGCCGCCUACUACCCCGAAUGCGAACAGCUCAUCAAGUCAGUAACCGGGGCGAGGAAAGUGCACAUCUUCAACCACAAAGUCCGUCGCGGACCGACGCAAUGGCACUACCUGGGCCUGCAGAACCUCGCCAACCGAGGGCCCGUCACGCGGACGCAUGUCGAUCAGUCGUAUGAGGGUGCCGAACGACGUCUGCGCUGGGAGUUCCCCGCCGAGGCCGAUGCUCUCCUGAGGAAGCGUUAUCAGAUCAUCAACGUCUGGCGGCCGAUCCGCACCAUCCUCAAGGAUCCCAUUGCCGUGGCGGACUCUACCUCCGUGCCUGAUGUGGAUCUGGUCGGGGCGGAAAUGACAGAGGACGGUUUCAUGGGGGAGUCGUGGGUUGUGCGUCACAACCCUUCGCAUCGGUGGUACUACAAGUUUGGCAUGACGCCGCAGGACGUGUUGCUCAUCAAGUGCUUCGACUCGGAGGAGAAGGUUGCAAGACGCGCGCUGCACUCUGCGUUUGAGGACCCGGCGUACCAAGAUUAUGAAUCGCGGCAGAGCAUCGAGGUCAGAUGUCUCGUGUUGUACUAG